Molecule: messenger RNA, 1194 nt
Organism: Striga asiatica
Lineage: Eukaryota; Viridiplantae; Streptophyta; Magnoliopsida; Lamiales; Orobanchaceae
Source: the annotation of a GenBank genome assembly
AUGGUGAAAACGACAAUCUCCUUAACAGCCCAAGAUAUUAUCAAAGAAAACCCAAUCACACUCUACUCCCCACAAAACCCGACCCCGACCCAGACGAUAUUCUUGUCCAACAUCGACUUGGCCGUGACUUUCCCAGUCGAGACCGUCUUUUUCUACGAGGCUCCGCCAAAUGGGGCCCACGGAUCAACAGCCGAUGUUGCCCGGAGGCUGAAGAGGGCAGUUGAAGAAGUGCUUUUGGUGCCUUACUAUUUCAUGGCCGGCCGGCUCAGCUUCAACGACGAGAGCAAGAGGGUCGAGCUCGUGUGCAACAAUGCCGGGGCCCUGUUUGUGAGCGCAAAAACGGGACUUUCGCUCGAGGAUCUCGGUUGUCUUUCCCAGCCGAACCCGACUUUUCACCAGUUUGUUCAUCGGCCGGGGUUGUAUAAAAGCCUUGCGGAAACUGCAGUGACCAUGUUCCGGUGCGGCGGGUUCGCCCUCGGUUUCUCCACGAACCACGCCAUCCUCGACGGCAAGUCGGCCGCCCAAAUGUUCCUCAAUCUCGGUUCCGCCGCCCGUGGCCACGGCCUCCUGACCCCCCACAUAAACCCUGACCGCACGCAAUUCAAAGCACGCUCCCCACCCCAAAUCCACUUCCCCCACCACGAGUACUCCUCAUCAGCCCCGACCAAAACCACUUCCUUCACCUCCCGACACUGUACCUCCCCCAUACUCGUCUUCUCCAACAAUAACAAUUACACCCACAAAGUCUUCCCCUUCCCCCCACAAACCCUAGCAACCCUCAAAUCCAAGGCUGGGCCCGGAAAAAGCUCGACUUUCGACGUGCUCCUCGCCCACAUCUGGCGAGCCCGCACAAGAGCAAUGAUGAUGAUGUCAGACGACGAUGAUGAUGAUGAGGAGAUCACUACUGUUCUUUUCGCGGUUGACGUGCGGGAGAAAGUGGGCCCGCCGCCACUCGGGGAUGAUUUUGUCGGAAAUGCGGUGAUUACGGGUUUUGCUAUGGCGGGAGCGCGGGAUUUGGUGAAGGGGGGUUUGGGGUUCGGAGUUGGGGUGGUGAGGGAAGGGAGGGAGAGGGUGACGGGGGAGUACGUGGGGUCGGUGGUGGACUGGCUGGAGGUGUACGGAGGGGUGCCUAAAGGAGGGUUUUAUGUGUCCGCGUGGCAUAGGCUGGGACGAUGUCGGCUUCCAAAAGUACUG